AUGCCUCCCACGCAGCAUGGUGGCUGCCUUCGUGCUCUUGGGUUCCUCUGGCUGUUUGCAGUGGUGGAAGCAAAGACCAGAACCUAUUACCUCGGGAUUGUGGAAGAGAACUGGGACUAUGCACCGUCUGGGAAAAAUCUGAUCACAGGACAAAACCUCUUAGAGGACAAGUUUGCAAGUGUGUAUGCGACAAGAGGAGCCAACCGGAUAGGGCGUGUGUACAAAAAGGCUAUUUUUAGGCAAUUCACAGAUGACACUUACUCCCAGGAGAUCCCCAAAGCAGCCUGGCUGGGGUUUCUCGGGCCAGUGCUGAAGGCAGAAGAAGAGGAUGUCUUUAUCGUCCACCUAAAAAACUUUGCUUCCCGCCCAUAUUCUGUGCAUCCGCACGGGGUCUUCUAUGACAAGGACUCUGAAGGAGCACUUUACCCUGAUGGAACCGGCGGUAAAAGCAAAGAGGACGACUUUGUUGUUCCCGGUGGAAAUUACACAUACACAUGGCCAGUAAGGAAAGAUUAUUCCCCAACUUUGGCAGACUCAAACUGCUUGACUUGGAUUUACCAUUCUCACAUUGACACACCAAGAGAUAUUGCAUCUGGUUUAAUUGGGCCACUGCUGGUUUGUAAAAAAGGAACUGCAGAUGAGACCUCAAUAGAAGGGACUGGUGCUGCUAACGCUUUUGCCCUGAUGUUUAGCAUUGUAGAUGAAAACUUCAGCUGGUACCUCGAUGAGAAUAUAAACACCUUCUGCUUAGAACCAGCCACAGUUGACAAAGAGGAUGAAGCUUUCCGGACCAGCAACCGAAUGCAUGCUAUUAACGGUUAUAUUUAUGGCAAUCUCCCCGGCUUGGAGAUGUGUGCUGACACUUCCAUGUCCUGGCACUUGUUUGGCAUGGGAAGCGAGAUAGAUAUCCACGCUGCGUAUUUCUACGGCCACACGUUCACUAACAGAGACCAGAGGGCAGAUGUCGUCGGUCUGUUCCCAGCAACGUUCAUCACAGCAGAGAUGACCCCCGGGAGCCCCGGGAGGUGGCUGAUAACGUGCCAGGUUAAUGAGCACUUACGAGGUGGCAUGGAGGCACUAUAUGAUGUUCAGAUCUGCCAAAAAAACCUGUCUCGGCCUUCACCACUCAGUCACAAGAGAAGAUAUUAUAUCGCAGCUGAAGAAAUGCUCUGGAAUUACGGACCUGACGGUUACGAUAAAUUCACUGGGCAGGGUUUAAACGCCACUGGCAGUGAAUCUGCAAUAUAUUUCAUACAAGGGACUGACAGAAUAGGAGGGCAAUACUGGAAAGUUCACUAUGUGGAAUAUACUGAUGCAACGUUCAGUAAGAAGAAGAUUUGGUCAGAGGACAUGAAGCACCUGGGAAUACUUGGCCCCGUUAUAAAAGCUGAAGUGGGAGAUACAGUGCUAGUUACUUUUGCCAACAAAGCCAAAAGAAGCUAUAGCAUUAUGGCCCAUGGCGUAAGCUUCAGCAAGCUGUCGGAAGGUGCUCCCUACUUAGAUGCGUCGGAAGGCUAUCUGAAGCCAGGAGCCCACGUUAAGCCAGGUGAAACCUUCACAUACAAAUGGAGGGUGCCUGAAAAUGGAGGUCCAUCAGAAAGUGACCCCCCAUGCCUGACCUAUCUGUACUAUUCAGCCACUGAUGCCGUCAAGGACACCAACUCCGGCCUCGUGGGGCCUUUGCUGGUCUGUCGGAAGAACACGCUGAAUCCCGACGGGACGCAGAAAGGAAUAGACAGAGAAUUUUACCUCCUCUUUUCAAUCUUUGAUGAGAAUGACAGCUGGUAUCUGAACAAGAAUAUCGAAGCAUUUACUGGAGACCCUUCAAAAGUAGAUGAAAAUGAUCCAGAUUUCAAGGAAUCCAACAAAAUGCAUGCUGUCAACGGCUACUUGUUCGGUAAUCUGCCAGGCUUGGCCAUGUGCAAGGACGACAAGGUCUCCUGGCACCUCAUCGGACUGGGCAGUCACUACGACAUGCACGGGGUUCAUUUUCAAGGAAACACCAUUGACCUGAGAGGGACGACGAGGGACGGGCUGGCCUUGUUUCCUCAUUUAUCAGGGACAGCGCUGAUGCAGCCAGACCGUGUGGGUACGUACAUGAAUUUAUCUUGGUGA
Molecule: messenger RNA, 2115 nt
Organism: Fulmarus glacialis (Northern fulmar)
Lineage: Eukaryota; Metazoa; Chordata; Aves; Procellariiformes; Procellariidae
Product: hephaestin-like protein 1
Exons: 12
Coding region: 1-2115 (704 amino acids)
Biological process (GO): iron ion transport
Cellular component (GO): plasma membrane
Molecular function (GO): copper ion binding; ferroxidase activity
Source: RefSeq, a predicted model, not a curated record